This is a messenger RNA of Pelobates fuscus (common spadefoot toad), 2013 nucleotides long. RefSeq lists its product as uncharacterized. Gene Ontology annotation, molecular function: cytokine receptor activity; protein binding. Bases 294 to 1949 code for a protein of 551 amino acids. Gene Ontology annotation, biological process: cytokine-mediated signaling pathway. The record is from RefSeq and is a predicted model, not a curated record. The transcript has 8 exons. NCBI's taxonomy places the organism in Eukaryota, Metazoa, Chordata, Amphibia, Anura, Pelobatidae. Gene Ontology annotation, cellular component: plasma membrane.
UGGAAGUUGUGAAAGACCCUGCUAAGCAGAGAGAGACAGGCCUGAGAUUGAGACCUGUUUAUUAAAUGCUCAGAAGAUUGCUGAAGGAUCCUGAAAGAGCAUUCCAGCAGACAGCUGUAGCCAGCCCAAGAUACCGAGCUGUUUGUAGCAGAGAUUGUGGUGAACAGGGAGGAAUUCUUAGCUGUAGUUAAAGGUCCAGGUGUUCCCCUUUCUGAAUUGAUCUGAUUGCAGACUGUGCGGUGAUUUGGACAGAAGACCAGAAAGGACCAGGCUGUAUACAACCUCCAGACACAAUGUCAGGUGUUUUCUUUGCACUUUGUCAUCUAAUUAUGAUAGCUUCAUCUGCCUUGCUACCACCAUUCAACGUUCAGUUGUUUUCUGAAAAUUUCUGCCAUAUCCUUACGUGGGAAGAACUCAAUACCAAUACUUCUGUCAUCUACUACAGCGUCACGUAUAGAACUAAACAACUAAUGAUUCCUGUCAACGAGUGUACAAAUAUUACACACCGGCGCUGUGACCUGACUGAUUAUUUUACAAACAUUAAAAUAUAUUAUAAAGCAUAUGUGCACAGCUUCACACAAAACGCGGUUUCAAAUGUCUCUUCCCACCGCAGAAUCAUAUAUCCAAUAAUGGAAACCGUGCUCGGUCCACCUAUAGUGAGCGUUGUGGCGGGUUCCGAACUUAUCAACAUUACAAUAAAUCCUCCCGUAUCUCAUUUAAAGAGUGCUGAUGGGAAAUGUACUAUUUCAAUGCUGAACGAAAUCGUUUAUCCGCUUCUGAUAUACACGAUUAAGCUGGUGCAAUCAAAUUUGGUAAGCUGCAAUUUAUUUUCUAUAUUGUUUCUGAUUUGUAGGAUUUACUGCAAAUGGUUUGGAGGGGGAAAAAUGCCAACACAGUUUUUUUUUUUUUUUAAUGUCUACAGAACUGUGCUUGUCUUUUUUUACUUCCUGUUUUGUUCGGGUCAUAGUCCCCUUUGCCAAUUAGAAAUGAGAAAGAGGUGGUUAAGGACCAUCUUCACCAUAAGAAAUCUCCUGCCGAUCACUAAUUACUGCGUAUCUGUCGAAGUUUCAGCCAGUGCUAACAUGAACCCGAUAAACAUACCAUCUCCUAUUGAGUGUGUCACUACCAAACAUAAACCUAGAACGGAAGAUGGCAACAAAUUUGCGAUCAUCAUUUCAGUUACUAGUGUGUUUGUUGUUUUAUUUACAAUACUCUUGUUAAUUGGACUGGACUUUACUGGAUACCUUUGCAUCAAAAAAAACACCCCAGAUAUUUUGAUGUGGCUUCCAAGAUCUGAGGGUACUCACAAUAGAAAUACAGAAUUAAAUGACCCAAAAUAUGUCAUACCUGCUGAUUUGCUGAGUGAAGUUGGAAACAUUGAAUGCAGAAUAUAUCAUGACAAUGGUAGACAAAAUUCUGAUGAGAGUAUAAGUUUCUUGGAAAAUGGUGAAAGGAAUGCAAGUGGUUUAUGUAACAAUGCUCCACGUCCUUCUACGUCUUCACCAGCCAAGCCUAGUGCACAAGAGUGUGGACCCUCAGCUGAAGAAGCAAUGCCUACCGAAAAUGAACCGCUCUCGGAAAUACCCAAAAGCCAUUGCCAAAAAACACUUUUCCCAGUUAAAGCACUGUAUAUCAAUUCAAACCGUUCACAGGACAAAAACGAGAUUUGUAAUGUUAAUUUCAAAUCUGUGUCAUUAGGAGACCCAGAGCUUAUCUGGUCAAGUUUGAAACAGGAGCUGCCUCCACAGAUCAGCCAAAACACUAUAACAGGCCUUCACGACUCAAGAUCACCUGUUGUGCAAAAAAUCCGACUCUUUGUAAAUAUAUUCAAUUUGGAUGUUCCACCAUUAGAGCAAUCUAAAGAUUAUAGUUCAAAAGAAAAGAUGACUUCAGGUUACAGUGAUUUUUCUGACCCAGAGGAAGAUUUAACAUCAGACUACAUUAAAUGAUGAGUUUGCUAUUUCUCAUAGCUGGAAAUCUUUAAACAUUCUUAUACAAUCUUGUCAAUGGCUG